Messenger RNA from Theileria annulata, 1596 nucleotides. RefSeq lists its product as uncharacterized. The coding region runs from base 1 to 1596 and encodes 531 amino acids. NCBI's taxonomy places the organism in Eukaryota, Apicomplexa, Aconoidasida, Piroplasmida, Theileriidae. The transcript has a single exon. The record is from RefSeq and is a predicted model, not a curated record.
AUGAAAAACUAUAAUAUUAAUCCCUAUAUACCUAUGGGUAAUUGGGGAACAUAUCACAAGAAGGCUUGUAAGGGUGGCAAUCCUCCUGAACGUGGUGAAGGUACCACUGAACGAUGUGAUUGCGGUAGUGGUGACUCUAGUCUUAGUAGUGCUCAACUUUACCUUAAUAAUAACACUAUCAAAGCUGGCAUUGGUGGACUUGAAGCUAUUGCCACAAUCAAAGCCACCAAUAAAGGUGGUAGUGAACAUGAUGGUCCCAUCAAAAAAAUCACCCAAACCACUCUCAGCAAAGCUGGUAGCACCCAGCUCACAAUCGAAACUAAGCUCCAGGCUGGUGACAUACUAAACCUCAGUGGAACUGCUCCUGCUACUAGUGGUGAUGAGACCAAGAUUGAAGGUACCAUAAUAGUUACUAAGGCGGGAUCUCUUGGAGAAACCAUAACUCUAACAGGACGUCUAGCUGGAACUCUAAAGCUCAAUAAUGGUACUAGUAAUACUAUCACUGUAACCAAUAGUGAUAGUCUCAACGCCAACACUCCUAGUGCUCUUGCUGGUAUCAAUGUAACUGGUGGUAGUGGUAGUCUGGGUGGUACUGCAACCAUGGAAAUCACUUCUAACAAUCCCGCACAUGAUCUCACAACCAUAACCGGUCCGGUUACCAUAAACAAUAUUAAACUCACCAAAGAUGAUGGUGCACUCACAACAGAUACCAGUCUCGCGAACAGUGAUACUCUAAACCUCGAAGGUACUGCCACCGCCGGUGGUAUCGCAGGUGAUCUCACCGUUACUGGUAAGAUCACAAUCACCAGUGGUACUAGUGGAAAUCUCCUAAGUCCUCUAACCUUCACUGGAGAUGUAACUAGCUCUCUCCAAUUCCAAAAUGCUGAAGAUGGUUCUGGAGUCACAGUCCAGAGUGGUACUCUAACCCUCCCAGCUACUACUCUUACUGUUCUCAAAAAUACUAACUUUAGUCUCACCAGUGAUGAUAAUCGUGCUCUUACAUCAAAAUCUGAUCUAGUUACCAAAAAUAAAAUAACUUUAGGUACCAUUUCUAAUACCUCUGGUCAGGUCAAACUCAGCGGACUUUCAAUAGUACACGCAUGUAUCACCGGCACUGGCAAUUUCAAGGCCACAGCUAACCUAUCACUAUCCCUGACCCACACCGAGGCUACUGGUACUCUCACAACUACCGAAGGACUCACCAUCAGCCUCGCCGGAAUUGCCAACACAAAUCUCACCGGUGCCACUGUUACAAUCACCAAAGACACUAAGGACACUGUCAAGAGUCUCCCUGGUGAUCAACAACUCAGGACCAAUACCGAUCUCAAACCAGGUGACACUCUAACCCUCAAUAUCACAGGUAGUCGAGGUACCACCCUCACAGGCAAAAUCACUGUCACCAAACCUGGUAAUCUCACCGGCAAUCUAGAUAUAAGAGGUGGUCUUAUAGCAUCCGGUGUUAGUCUCGGUGGUAGUGGCACUGGAAAUCUCACCGCGAGUGAUGUCAGCAUCACCAGUCUAAAGUAUGAUCCCAAGGAGUUCCAUGUCAAUGAUCAAAAUGAUAUUUGUGUUUUAGUUCCUUUAAAAUAUAUCUGA